UGAAGUCACGAUGAGCAGAACUUCAGUACCCAGAGUCCUCCAGAGGAGGAAAAAAAUCUAGACACAAGAAUCUACGGAGGCCCGGAUGCCCCCGUCGACAAGGCACGUCUACAGCCCUCUCUGACUAGAUUCCUCCGAGUUGGUUUGCAGAGGGCGAGAAACGGCGCAGAACGGCGCUCAUUCCAAUUUCUCGCGCUCGCUGCACUCCCGGGGCGCUCCUGUGGCAAACUGCGGUACUCUGUUACUACAAUUUCAGUUUUUUAUCCGACGUGGUGACAACAACACGCGAGUUUUCCCUUGUUCUCCCUGCAAAUAUUUUUUUGUGCGUUUUUUUCUGUUUUCUUUUUCUUUUUUUUUAAAAACCAGAUGCCGAACAGCCUGUUUGGCGUCGCAAGACAGAAGAGGACCGAGAUGACCAAAAGCUCCGACAUUCAUGCAUAGUUACUGUUUUAUUUUUUUCACACAGACACCUCUGCUUUUAGGAUGUUACAUGUCACCGACCGUUCCGUGAUCCGAUCUCGAGAAGCCUGAUGAGCGCGUGAGGAGCGCAGCACCAACAGCUGCAGCAGCGGAGCUCGGCGCCUCCCGGUAACAAACUGCCUGGCUAAAGAUUGCCAUGGAAACAUGCAGUUUGAGAGUGAGAUGAGAAAUGAUUGAGAGAAUCAAUGUCUAAGGGAUAACACAAAGCAUGGCCACAGCAGCAGACAUGACUGUGUGAAGCCUGAUGGUCCAAUUCAUUCUGACUAAGAAUAACAGUGAGAGGAAAGAGAUGAAAAAACCUACCAGCUAAACUGGAUCCAGCUCACAAUUAAACUUGACACGGAAACAUCACUAACACAUAUAUAUAAAUACGAAAGCUCCUGAUCUGCAAUUUUGGGGGUAAUGAGCCGUCUGUCAGGUCGCCUGCGCUCUGGAGGUGUUCGUUUGACUUGUGAGGCACUGGCUGACAAGGACUGCAGUGAUGAUGAGGGCCCCUCUUUAUGGGAGGGGGAUGAAGAGCCUGGGGGCACAUCUGUAGGACCCACUGACUCUAAUCCAACCAGCUCACUACAUUACAGCUUUUAUUCACCUCCUUCUUUAGCUAAUGGUCUGCGGAACCAUGAAGAGCAACUUCGACGUAGAGCAAGGCGACGUAGGCAGACAGAAUAUGUGGAGCAAUUACACACUCAAGAACAAUUGCUCAUUCAGCAAAACACACAACCACAGAUGCACACAACACAACACUCACACUCAAUUACACAGUCGAGCACACACAUGCAGCCUCAUACCCACAUUGCGAUGGAUACACAUAUGUGGAUGGACACAAACACACUAACACACAAGCGCACACAGAAAGGCAUGUGCACGCCUACAGACACUGGCUCCUCUCUUUUAGAGCAGGACCCUUCCCUGAUUCCAGAGGACUUGUCUUUACCUUCCAAGACUGACACGCAUAAUGUACAUGUUCAGUCAGCCCCUUUGUUACACACCACCCUUUCCCCAAACAAUUUGACACCUACUCAAUAUAACCCUUCCCCUUUACUCAAGGAGGAGACAGAACACAAUUCAACAUGUAAGCCAGAAAUGGAUCACACCAGUGACGUAGACCACAUUCAUAUAACAGGCCAAGCUAGUGUCAUGACCUCUGUGGAGGCUGAAAGGAAGUAUACCCUGCGGAGCUCUGGCCGACCACGUUUCCCCUGCCAUCUUCGGAAAUCAUCCCGUUUACGUAGAGCUGCUGAGGAAAACAUGUUCAAAAGGGAAAUGGACCAAAAAGAUGAAGAAGAGGAGGAGAAGAGAGUCUGGAGAACAGAGGACAUAAGGCCGAUAGAGGAGCUUCCCCCAGAAGUCUGUAAUGCUGCCUCAUCAUUUGAGGUUUUACCAUUGCCAGCUAUGUCUGCAGGUGUUACACCAAAUCAUAGCAUGAGAAUAUCAGAAGGAGAGAGCAUUGUUACUCACCACUCAGUUAGAGGGAGGCGACAGGGACGUUAUUUAGGUGUGAGGAAGAUUGUAGUAAAAGUAGCCAGAAUACCUGUUCACAUGAGCCGACGACAGAAAAGUUACAAGAUCUCAUCCCUGGAGCCAGUGUGUGCUGGACCUCGAGGAGAAGGGGUCACUACAGGAGAGAGGCCUGAAGCGGGUGUAGGAGGUGAGCCAGGACCUAAUGUUUCAAGAGAGCCCACUGCACUACUCCGCAUGAAGAACAAUGGAAAGAGUGUGAUGGUGAUGUUUCCACCAGGAGAGCUUCCUGUAAUCCUGAAGCGACGCAGAGGACGCCCCCCUAAACAGGCAUUACCAGGACAACCUGACAUGCAUGAGACCAGAGCAGGAGCAGCCAGUGCUGCAGAGCCAAAAAAAAUUCGGAGGCGGCGAACAGUAAAGCUACCGUCUCCGCAGCCCUCAUAUGUUAAUGAUACCAAUGAUGUUAAAGUAGAAUAUGCAGAUGUCCUCUCCAAAUUGGCCUUCUUAAACAGACAACCUCCCAGCACAGGGCGCUGCUCUCCUCCACGCUGUUGGACCCCAACAGAGCCUGAAACUUUUCACAUACCACCAGAAAAUCCAUCCCUUUCCACUCUUUUGCACCGCCUCACAGGAUUCCGAAGAAGAGGUGGUCGUGCAGGUUGUAUGGGUAGUAGAGGAGGGGGAGCAGCUGGAUCCUCUGAUUCCUUUAAGAGGUCAUUUAGUGACUUCUUUGAAACAAUUGGCAAGAAGCGGAAGGUGCCUGCAUCUGAACCUGGAACUCCUCGAAAAAGAGGCAAGGGUGUUGCUGGGGGAGUAAGCAGGGCAGCUUUAGGUGACUCUACACAAGGUGAGAAGGUUAGAAAACGACGAUCACGAAAGAAUGGGGCUAUAAAAAAUGGUCCACAAGAGCAAGACUGGCAAAAUGAAAAUAGUAGCUGGAUUGGAAAAGGUGACAGAGAUAUUACUGAGAAAGCAAGCAGUUAUCAGAGCCCUUGUUCCCCUCGUGGAAGUUUUCAAAGCAGUGAGGCUAGUAAAGGGGGGAUGUACCACAGCCCCGGUAUGAGAGGGGUAGGCAGUGGAGAAGAGUCUCAGGGAAUGUUUGCAGGAUAUUUUCGCUCUCUUCUUGAUUCUGAUGACUCAUCUGAUCUGCUUGACAUCUCUAUGUCUAGCCCUGCUGGACGCCAGGAAGGUCGUAAGCUCACCCCAGGAUAUGAGGGUGGGAGUCCUGGUGCAGCCCAUCGCUGGUCUCCUGCCUUUCCUAAAAGAAGUCCUAAAGGAGCAGCCUGUCUUGGAGAAGCGGCAGCAUUACCCUCACCCCAAACACAAGGCAGUUCGACAACUAAACCCUCAUAUUCAUACAGUGUCUCACAGACCUCUCCUACCCCAUCCUUCCCUAAAUCCCCUGCACUCUUGCUGUCCCGUUCACCCAGCUCACCACAUCCAUCAGGUGGUUAUCCUCAAUAUCCACCUAGUUAUAGUGCUGGGGUUCCUCAAGGAGGAAGCAUUUACCCCCUCCCUCAACAGCAGCAACAACAGCAAAGGCCAAGUGACUGUAGCUUUACAUAUGGCACAAAAACUCCCUCUGUUCCCUCUGCGCAGUGUCAAAUUAGUUUUUCAAACUACCAGGGUUCUGCGAAGCGCAAUUAUAGUGGAUAUCCAGGCCCACCUCAUUCAACCAUACAGCGAGGGGACUCUGGUGCAACCUCACCAGGUGGAAAUUAUAUGUCAGUGUCAAAGUCUAGCCCCUAUUCCUUAUCCUCUUCUCCGCCUGAGGGUUGCCGACAAUACACCUCUACAGCUCAGUGGGGAUACAGACAAGGGGGAAAUAACUGGGGUGGUGAUGCAUAUGGUACUCAUCAGUUUCAUGGUUUCUCUGACUAUGGGGUAUCCGGAACUGGAUCAGAAUCCAAAGACAUUCUGGACAUCUCAAACUACACACCCCAAAAAGCCAAACAGCGUCCUUGCCUUGACACACUCUCUGAAUCCUCCUCAGAUUCUUCUCACACUGGUGGAGCAGGGAUGGGUGUUGUGGGGGGAGCAUUUCGCCCAAGGGAUGUUCCUAUGCCUGAGGGUCAGUCUAGCCUUUCAAGCCUGGAGAAGCUAAUGCUUGACUGGAAUGAGAAUUCAGCAGGCCCCUCUUACAACUGGAGUCAGAAUGUACUAUUCCAAGGUGGGGCGAAACCAGGUCGUGGGCGAAGGAAAAAGUCUGAGAUACACAAUGAGAAGGAAGCAUGCUCUGUUCCGCCAGGAUCACCAGCCAGUCCUCCUAUGCAAGGGGGAGGGCCAAAACGUAGUGCUACAGGUGGUAGACAACCGAGAGGAGCCAGAGGCAGGGGAGGUUUCUCUCCUUGCCAAAGAGAUCGCCCGCCACCACCAAAAAACAAAUCUCAAAAGCCUUCAGCCCCAUCAGGGUCAGGGCAGAUGGGAUCAGGAGGUGUAUACCAAGAAGCAUUGGACUACUACAGUGGAGAUAGUAGUAGCCUGUCACCUCUCAGCCAUGCCCCUGAGUCCUGUGAAUACCCCUCUCCAUAUUCUGUCCAUACUUCUACUCCCUCCUCAGAUGAGAGAUUUGCUCAUGUCUACCCUCCAGACUCUGCCUCUAUAUCCCCCAGUUUAUCAAAUCAGUCAGAUGCCCUAAAGCAGUAUUCUAAACCUGGCCCUCCCUCACAGACUUAUGGGCAUGCUGCCAGGACUUUUAGCCCAACCCUCUCGCCAACCCCUCGCCUCUUGCCACAGUGUGGUUCUGCCAUGAGUCCGCAUCGGGUCCCAAAAGACCAGUUCUCUCAGUAUGAUUCCCCCAGUUACAGUGGCUCCCCAUGCUGGUAUGGUCAAGGAGGAAGUGUUGCUGGCAGCCCCCAAAACUAUGAGGAACAGCGACAACCAGCUGUCUCUUUGCCCUCCCACAAACGAGACAUGUCUUUGAUGGUCUCUGGGAUGAGAGUUACAUCCCAUUCAUCCUACCCUUCCCCUUUACAAAGAGGUCCUUCCAUGUCAACUUCUUGUGUGAGUGGGACUCUGGACUCUUCCCCUCAGCAUGAAGAGAUGGGUUACCAUGGUAACUUGGACAGCUAUGCACCCAUUGGACAUCGUUAUGCACCCCAAACAGCCCGGGGAGGGGUACUCUGCCAGCUUCUUGACCAGCCCAGCGAAGAAGGCUUUACCGUCACCAGCCUGUAGUUGGAAUUAUCUUGGAAUCCUUAAAGAGAUGAAAUGGACAGUACCCUUUUCAUAUUUUUAAUCUUUUUUAAAGGAUAAGCUUUGGAAGACAUUUAGACUGAAGAGUUUCAGAGCUAUGGACUAAAUAAAGACUUCUCCAGCAGUGACAAUCAAGAUCCAAAUCCAUACACAUGGACACAUGCAGAAACACAUGCACGAACACAAACAUACUAUGUGAUCACAAAACAUAUACAUACUUGCAUAUACUUUUCAUAUGCUGACUUGCAACUGCAAAUGCACGCACAAAAAGACAGUCUUGCAAACUAAUAUUGCUAUACAGCUUGGGCUAGGGACUUACUAAACAAACAAUGGACACUGCUAGUAUCACGAAGAAACCAAUUUGAUGAAAUGCAGGGAACAACCUUGUCCCUUUCUUUUAGAGUGCAAAUGUGAUUCACACAUACCCACAUUUCAAUGACUCCCAAAACUAAACCAAUGGGAAAGACCACACAAAAGGUUUUUGUCUACAUUCUGAUCUUGCUCCUUCUUUCUCUGUCUGUUUUAGUCUCAAAGCCUCCUCUGAUUUUGUCACUGGGGAGAUUACUUAAUCCUAAAGGUCGGUCCACUCCUUCAGCAUCUAUAAAUGGUGACUGCAUAAACUGCCCUCUUCUCACUUUUAAGUUCAGCAUUUUAAAAAAACUGCAUUUGUACAUAAGCUACUCAAAUUGUUCCAUCACUUGAGGAGCUCACUGCUAUGAAAACAAAACUCAGAGUCCUGCUGAAAGAGACAUAUGUUAAAGCAGCAAUGUCAUGACAGUGUUUUGGAACUGCUGUAAGGACACAUGAGGGAAAUACCAGUUUUAUGUGGCUUUAAAUUGUUCAGCUUGGGUUUGUGCAAGUACAGUUUAAGUAAUCUUUUUUAUCAGUGGCCUGGUCUGGUCCCACAGGAAUGUGUCUAAAUUUGAUCCCUUCAACCGUCGCUCUGGAUCUACAGCAUGGUCACUUUGUGCCCAACAUCCGACUCUCAUUUGUGUGUUUUUAUCACCACAGGAGGACAGACACCCAUGCACUGCCCCCGAACGAUGCUGUCCUUGUCAACAUGUUUAGAGGCCAGGGCACUUUCCACCCUGGAUUUGAUGGCCUGGAACUCAGGGUGUGGACAAUGCAUAUUCGCCUCCUCUUUUUCUUUCAUCCCUCUGUUCGUAUUUCUUGUGGUCCGCUGUGUCGUACAGUGAUUUUUUGUGAUGAAAUAUUGUAUCUGUCUGUUCCAUAUACUGUAUCUGAGGUGAAAAUAUUUAAAUACACAUUCUGUUCUAAUCAUUGUU
Molecule: messenger RNA, 6422 nt
Organism: Puntigrus tetrazona (Sumatra barb)
Lineage: Eukaryota; Metazoa; Chordata; Actinopteri; Cypriniformes; Cyprinidae
Gene: ahdc1
Product: AT hook, DNA binding motif, containing 1
Exons: 5
Coding region: 883-5118 (1411 amino acids)
Source: RefSeq, a predicted model, not a curated record